Molecule: messenger RNA, 1630 nt
Organism: Vollenhovia emeryi
Lineage: Eukaryota; Metazoa; Arthropoda; Insecta; Hymenoptera; Formicidae
Gene: Ppcs
Product: phosphopantothenate--cysteine ligase
Exons: 7
Coding region: 373-1323 (316 amino acids)
Biological process (GO): coenzyme A biosynthetic process
Cellular component (GO): nucleus; cytoplasm
Molecular function (GO): phosphopantothenate--cysteine ligase activity
Source: RefSeq, a predicted model, not a curated record
CGUCGUGUUCCAAAGACUCGUGCUCGCCUUCCCGCGAGGCAGGGUCCUCGAGAAAAGAGGCGUGGAAAUCGAAACACGUGAGUGUGUAUCAUUUAUUAUGGGGCGACAACAAUUACGUAUCACGUACAGAGACGUUAAUUUCAUUUCGCGACCGAUGCCCACGACUGAACAUUGGUCGGCGGUCACGUGUUACGGAGCCUCUCGGAAAAUUUCGAUUGUCUAACUAUUUCCUAGGCCUCUAGUGUGUUUUUUCUAGGACGAAUGGAAUAAUUCCGGCUCCUCCGGCAAAUUCCAGAACGCGUGUCCCAUUCCUUCGUAGAAAACGGCUCGGCGCACAUCGAGGCACUGUCUUCCGAGCCGCGAGUCUACGCGAUGGUCUCCACGAUGGGCUCCACAUGGGAGGACUUCUACGCGAAGCACCCACCACCUCAGGACCUGGUGCAGAACGAACAGGCGUUGAGGGAGUUCACCAGGAAGCACUUCGAGACGGGCAACAAGGUGGUCCUGGUGACGAGUGGAGGUACGACGGUGCCCUUGGAGCACAACACGGUGAGAUUCGUGGACAACUUCAGCGCGGGCACGAGGGGCUCCAUUUCAGCGGAAUACUUCUUGGAGCAUGGAUACGCGGUGAUUUUUAUGCACAGAGUCAAAUCUCUGGAACCAUUCUCGAGACACUUUGUAGGUCAGAAAUUUUUGGAUUUACUUCAAUUAUCAGAUGAUAAUGAGAAUCCUGUCAUCACAGUGUCACCAGAACACACGCAGAAGGUAGCAGCGGUGCUACGAAAGUAUAGAGAGGCGUUUGACCAGGACAAAUUGCUGCAGCUCACUUUUACGACUCUCUCCGAAUAUCUCUGGAUGCUUCGUUCAGCUUGCCAAGCACUAGCGCCCCUGGAGAACAAAGCUAUAUUGUAUUUAGCGGCAGCGGUCUCGGAUUUUUACAUUCCUUCCAGCGAGAUGUCAGUCCACAAGAUUUCCUCGAGCGGACCACCAAAUAUAUCUCUUCAAUUAGUACCAAAGAUUUUAACUCCGAUAGCGAGCCUGUGGGUACCAAAAGCAUUUGUAGUUUCAUUCAAAUUAGAAACCGAUGAAAACUUGCUGAUUUCCAAGGCGAGAACUGCUCUCAACAAGUAUCAUCAUAAUCUUGUAAUAGCAAACAUGUUACAAACUAGAAAGCAACAAGUGAUAAUUGUGAACAAGGAGACUGAUUACGUCCUAUCUCUUACAAACGAACAAUUAGCCAAUGGUGAUGAAAUUGAACAAUUAAUCGUACGAGAUCUUGUUGAGGAGCAUAUAAAGUUUAUAUGGUCCACAGAAGUUAGUUGAUCAGCUUGUUUCAAGCUGUAAAGCAUUUUUUAUUUUUUAUAUAUAAAUAUAAUUAUCGCAAUUAGACGAGUUUUGGCAUAGUAAUGGGAAUACUCAGGUUUAGUAUAUACUACUUGUAUUGUAUAUACAUAUCAGCGUUGUAAAGUAAUACAAAUGUACAGAAUUCAGUUACAAGUACCACUAUUUUGCGCAACAAAUAUACAUUCACAUUUUUGUACAAAUUAUAACGGAAGGUCUGAGCAGUUGAAAGCAAGCUAUAUAUAUUUCUUAUUAAAAUAAACAAUUUACUAUUUUAUUGAUCUAUGUA